Messenger RNA from Lolium rigidum, 534 nucleotides. RefSeq names its product wheatwin-2. Gene Ontology annotation, biological process: defense response to bacterium; defense response to fungus. The coding region runs from base 78 to 512 and encodes 144 amino acids. The transcript has a single exon. Gene Ontology annotation, molecular function: RNA nuclease activity. The record is from RefSeq and is a predicted model, not a curated record. NCBI's taxonomy places the organism in Eukaryota, Viridiplantae, Streptophyta, Magnoliopsida, Poales, Poaceae.
GCUCACAAAGCUUCCGGGUGUACGUUGGCACUGACCUCCGUGGUAUCAUCCUCUGCUAGAAAACUACGUCGCCGACGAUGGCCGUACGUCUCGCGCUGGUGGCGGCGCUGCUGUGCGCCGUCGCCACCGCCGCGGUGGCGCAGCAGGCGAACAACGUGCGCGCGACGUACCACUACUACCGCCCUGCGCAGAACAACUGGGACCUGGGCGCCCCCGCCGUGAGCGCCUACUGCAGCACCUGGGACGCGAGCAAGCCGCUGUCGUGGCGGUCCCAGUACGGGUGGACGGCCUUCUGCGGGCCGGCAGGUGCCCACGGUCAGGCGGCGUGCGGGAGGUGCCUCCGGGUGACCAACACGGCGACGGGAGCGCAGAUCACGGCGAGGGUGGUGGACCAGUGCGCCAACGGCGGGCUGGACCUUGACUGGGACACCGUCUUCACCAAGAUCGACACCGACGGCCAGGGCUACCAGAAGGGCCACCUCACCGUCAACUACCAGUUCGUCGGCUGCUAGGCGCUAGCAGCUUGAUUGCUGU